AUGGCUAUCAUAGAGGCCCUCCUCUCAGCAGUUGAAUCAAACCGCAAAGUGGGGAUCUUGUACGACAUUGGAUGCAGUUUAGACAAGUACAUUAACUUGAGAGGUCUUGUACCACAAUAUCGAGAUCGAAUAAAAUUUGGGACCUCAGUGUUCCACGCCUAUGUUCAUAACUGGCUCUGCCAGUUGGAUUACCAUCCUAGGUUUAACCAAGGUUGGGGACUGUCUGAUGGGGAGGGUCUAGAGCGAAUGUGGUCCUAUCUCUCUCCUUUGGUGAGCCCCCUGCGAUAUGCGACUCGAAACCAUCGCCUUGCAGCAAUAUCACACCGUUUGAAACACCACAAUCAUCGGUCAAUUCAGCAACUUCCUUAUUGGUUACAAAGGAAGUUCUGCCAAGCUGUCCGACGCCGCCGAGAGAACCAAAACUUGCUAGACCAACUGCUUAAUAAAAGAAAUCGCCAUCGGCAAGGAGGCGGAAACUUCACAAUUGGCUUCUUCAAGAGACAGUGGGCUGCUCAAAGGGAAUUUCAAUCCAACCACACAACCGAAGAGGAUACCCGCCGUUCAAAGCUCUUGUCAAUAUACAAGCGAGAAGCAAGUAUAAAUCUCAUGAGGACACGCCUCCGAAACCCUCGGGACCUUUUAGAAGAUCCAGGAGAAAUUCAAGAACUUAUGGACUCCAUUGUGGAGGAAGCCAAUCUGCUGCGUCAAGAAAAGGAAGAAAUGGGAGUGGCAAACAUGCCUGAGACUACUGACACUGAGGAGCAGAAGCUCAGGCUCCUUCUCUGGGAUGCAAAGUCGGCCCUUUUUGUCCAGGCCGUUCAUAUCAACGCUGAGCGCCAGCCUUUGAUCAAUUCUCAUACAAUGGGAUCGCGGCUGGGUACUCGUGGAAAGGAGAAGAUUUUCAAAGCAAAAUACCCAAAUCAACAACUAUCCGAUGAAGAUGAUCACCCUGUGACCUACGAUGAGUUUUCAACUUGGCCAAUGGACCACAGAUUUUGGAACGAUGGUCUGUAUUAUCAUUCGAGUGAACCCUGGUCCGUCGAUCCAGAUGUCAAAACAGGUAUCAAUUGUGUUCUAAUGCUCAGUCGCACCCAAGAAGAGUUUGAGCUUAUUGCCCAGGAAUUGGCUCGAGCUACUGGAUGGGCCAUUGACCACUACAAGCUAAUCAAGAAUAAACUGCUCUACAUCGAAAUCCGAAUGGUUCUGUUACAGGGGGAUGCCAAUGGUGCCCUUGAUCAUAUAGACAGUCUGCCAUUAGGUGAAUGCAGCCGAUUAGACAAACUGCAGCUGGUUGCAAACGAAUUGCAAGCACGACUCAGGCUCCAUAGUCAGUUGAUACAAGAUUGGUCUGACAACGUAACUUGGCUUUGGCGGCGCUGCCAACCAUUCAGCAAUCGAGGUUCAAUCGGGGAGUGGAACAAUCUAGUUGAACAACUAAGCCGGUCUGAUAUUGAGUCUGAAAACCUUGGUACAUCUUCAAGCACAAUUGAUGAUGAGUUAGAAGAUUUGAUGUUAGAUGAGAAUGUAGAUGAUGGAGAAGAUGUAGAGGAGAGAUUAAUAUCAAAUACUGAAGUAGUUUGA
Messenger RNA from Puccinia graminis f. sp. tritici CRL 75-36-700-3, 1581 nucleotides. RefSeq lists its product as uncharacterized. Lineage: Eukaryota; Fungi; Basidiomycota; Pucciniomycetes; Pucciniales; Pucciniaceae. The record is from RefSeq and is a predicted model, not a curated record. Bases 1 to 1581 code for a protein of 526 amino acids. The transcript has 7 exons.